Molecule: messenger RNA, 1179 nt
Organism: Closterium sp. Yama58-4
Lineage: Eukaryota; Viridiplantae; Streptophyta; Zygnematophyceae; Desmidiales; Closteriaceae
Source: the annotation of a GenBank genome assembly
AUGGAUCUGCGAACUGGUUCAACCAUAUCCUUGUCACUAUCAGACCCGCGCAUCGGCGCAAGCUCACCCAUGGCGGUCGUGGCGGCACACGGGACUUGUCAUUUCUCGCGUGCUUGUCACCCGCUCUCGCUUCCUGUUACCACCGCACGCCCCUCCGCUUCCUCCGUCUCCUCCCCUUCCGCCGGUCCCUCUCUCCUGCUCUCUUCCGCGCGCUUCCGCGCGUGGCUUGUGUAUACACCCGCUCUCCGUCCCUCCCCUCACCCCACGGGGAAGGGAGGCGGUCGGAGGGAGGAGAGGGCGGGUGUGGUGAGAGUGCGCGCGGGGAGGAGUGACACGGAGGAGGCGCAGGGUGGUGCGGGGGCUAUGCCGACUCAAAGCGUGCGCGAUUUGCAACGGCCGUACCAGACUUCCAGUCCUUCAGAGCGAGUCAACGCCUUCGUUCGAUUCUUAUAUGGCACAGCUACUUAUGCUGGGUUGGCAACAGCGGCCGUUGCUGGUGCCCAGCUGGCAGGUCUCGAUUGGUCCGGAGGGUUCCAGCUAUCGCUACAAGGAGUGCUGGACGGAUUCGCCUUCUCUGCUCCCGCCAUCGCCCUUGUUCUUGCACUCUUCCAGGAUCGAGUGGCGGAGCGGUGGGAGGUGGUGCGGGCCGUGCGCGACGCAGACGACGAGGAGACAGAGGAGUUUUUCCAGGGCAUGGCAGCGUGGCAGUACACCGUUGUGGCUGUCUCUGCUGCUCUAUCCGAGGAGCUCUUUUUCCGCGCUGCCCUGCAGGCCUUCCUCACCCGCGCUCUCCUGCUUUCCGGCGCUCCCUCCCUUGACGCUCCCGUCGUUGGGAUGGCUGCUCUGACGGGGAUUUGGCCAUACAUGGCGCCCUGCACGCAGUUCUGUGCCGCCACGCUCACAGCCGCGCUCGCCGGCUCGCUGCACUACGCCAUGGCCCUGCCCCGAGAUGCUGUCAUUGUCGUCACGCAGUCAUACAGCCUGGGGGAGCUGCGUUCUGCAAUGAGAGCAUGGCAUGAGCGGCAGGAGCACCAGAAGAUCUACCCCCCCAUGUUUGCGUCUCUGCUGAGCCUCUACUACGGCAUUGAGUGGUACAUGACGGGCAAUCUCGUUUCCCCCAUGCUCACACACGCUCUCCUCAACCUCACUCUCCUGCACAUGAGUUUAGAAGUACAGUAG